Molecule: messenger RNA, 3264 nt
Organism: Larimichthys crocea (large yellow croaker)
Lineage: Eukaryota; Metazoa; Chordata; Actinopteri; Sciaenidae
Gene: bicc2
Product: bicaudal C homolog 2
Exons: 19
Coding region: 63-2804 (913 amino acids)
Cellular component (GO): cytoplasm
Molecular function (GO): protein binding; RNA binding
Source: RefSeq, a predicted model, not a curated record
CACACACAUGCACACAUCCUCACACACACACACACAAACACUGACGAGGGCUCAGUCUUGCUAUGGCCACCACCACCACAGAGGAGAGCUCUCCGGUCCCGGCAACCAUAGCACCCCAGAAGCCUGACUUGGAAAGUAGCGUAGAACCCGGCUCAGCAGCAAAGCCUGAGCCCAGCGAGGCCCAGCAUGACAGAGAGGAAAAAGAGGAAGAGGAAGAGGAGGAAGGUAGUCCAGGGCAGGAGAAUGCAAGAGGGAAGAGUUUGGACCCGGAGUGGGUGGAAGAGAGGUUCAGGAUUGACAGGAAGAAGCUGGAGAACAUGUUGUAUGCUCCGAAGCAUGGGGAUGGUGAGACAGGAGAGGAGUUUUUUGAGAGAGUGAUGAGAGAAACUGACACUGAGGUGAAAUGGCCAUCCAAACUGAAGAUUGGAGCCAAAUCAAAGAAAGAUCCACAUGUGAAGGUGGAGGGGAAGAGAACCAAUGUUUUGGAAGCCAAAAAGAAGAUACUAGAAGUGUUGGAAACCAGGGUGAACAAGGUGACUCUGAAGAUGGAUGUGGCAUAUACAGAGCACUCCCACGUGAUUGGAAAAGGUGGUGGAAACAUCAAAAAGGUGAUGGAGGUCACGUCUUGUCACAUCCACUUCCCCGACUCCAACCGCCACAACGUUGCUGGAGAGAAAAGCAACCAGGUGUCCAUUGCUGGGCCCAUAGAAGGAGUGGAGGAAGCAAGGAGGAGGAUAAGAGACCUGCAGCCAUUGUCUCUGACCUUUGACCUCCCAGUCAGCCUGGUGCCCCAGACUCUGCCAGAUGCAGGCUCCCCACUCAUCCAGCAAGUAGUCCAGACUUUAGGGGUCAGUGUGAGCUUCAGGGCCGUGCCACCUCAUCCUCAGGCACAACCUGGCUUCUACGAAAGCUGCUGCACGGUCUGGGGCCUGCAGGGCAAUGCAGCUGCUGUCAAGAAGGCGACUUGCAUCCUGAUGGACCUGUUGCUGGGGUCCGAGGUCACAGGCGGUAUAGUGAGAAGCCAGCUGGAUGUCACUUCCCAGCAGCAUGUCUUUCUGUUGGGGCAGAACGGAGCUCACUUCAUGAGCGUCAUGCAGCAAACCCAGACUCAAAUCAUCCUUCCAGACCUCAGUGCUCCUCAGAGCCCUCCCUCACUGCUCAUCCAGGGCAGUCCUGACGGAGUGUGUCUGGCUCGGCAGCAGCUCAUGGACUGUCUGCCUGUUUGUUUGAUGUUUGACAUGCGUGAAGAUGGCGAGGCAGAUCCUUGUAAACUGUCUCAGAUGAUGCAAGACCUGGGAGUCUUCAUUAGUGUCAAGCCAAAAGUAAAACAGACCAACAAGUCAGUGGUGGUGAAAGGUCUAGAAAGGAACAUCUCCUGUCUCUAUGAGGCCCGCCGUCUGCUCCUGGGGUUGGAUUCUUGUGAGACUGCCAAGGUAACCGAGAUGACCCCUGACCCUACACUGGCUGGCAGCGAGCUGACUAACUAUUGGCUCAACAUGUUACUGCAGCAGCUUCGCCUCUCUGAGCAGGGUUCUGUUCUUACUGCCACUCCAGAGGUUUUGAGUGGUACUAAGCCUCGCCCCUCCCCUCCACCAGGUCUCACCCCUCCCGCUGACGAGGGGAGGACAGGACUGAAAGGAACAGACAGCCGGCCACUGGAAAAGAUCUUAGAAAAUGAGGACCUGUCCGGCCAGUCAGAGGAUGAGAGCUCCAAGGUCGUGGCAAUGUCAUCAUCUGAGGUGUAUGAUGCCGUCAGCAGCAUCGGUAGGAUGGGGCUGGUGGGUCGGAGGGGGAGUCUCCAGGGUCCUGAAAUUACCAAGGUUUUCAUCCAGGGCAGACGUCAUUCAACAGGGCAGGCACUAACAUACAGAUUGCUGAACGCAGAGACCGAGGGAGGGAGGAGUGAGCGGAGGAACAGCCUGAGGAGAGACGUGAUGCUGGCUCAGGAUGUUCGCGCUGACUCAUCCAAGGCUGAGGAUUAUGACUACGAGAAAAAGAAACUGCUGGCAACCAGAGCUAUGCAGAGGAAGCCAGUGGUCACAGAAGUUCGGACGCCCACAGACACCUGGAGCGGCCUUGGCUUCUCCAAGUCCAUGCCAGCUGAGGCUGUCAAAGAACUGCGCAACAUCAGCCGACGCAGCUACAAACCCUACCUGAGCACCAUCAAUAGCCAGCAUCAGUCAUGGGCUGCACAGAUGGGGAAGGUGUACAACGGCAGUGAUUCUGAGAACUGGAGAGACAGACGUGGAUCCACGUCUUCAUCCCUGCCUGUCUCUUCCUCCUCCUCCUCCUCCUCCUCCUCUUCUGCAUCCUCCCCAUCCUCACCCCCACCUACUUUCUCCUCAUCCACCUCCUCCUUCCCUGCAUUUGCAUCCUCGAUGAACAGAGGCAGAAAUGACAAACCCUCGGAGAACUUCCAGAGCAGCAGCAGCUACUUUGAAGGUGUUUGCUCAUCAAGGAGGGCAUCAACCUGCAGUCAGCGGAGCCCCUCCCCCCAGAGGACUGAUGACCUGCCUGAGCUGCUCAGCCAACUUGGCCUACUUAAAUACAUCGAUGUGUUUGAACAACAAGAGAUUGACUACCAGACUUUCCUUACUCUGUCUGAUGAAGAUCUGAAGGAAGUGGGCGUCUCCACCUUUGGAGCCAGACGCAAGAUGCUAUUGGCAAUCUCAGACCUGAACAAGAGCAAGAGGAGGCUCUCAGAUACACCAGCAGUGAAGCCUGGCUACCUGGAGGGUGGGGCUAGUGGUCGACUACCAAGAAUCAUGGAUCUAGAAGUUCCUGCUCAGAGUAAUCGCUGGUGAGAGGAAAUGCCAACCAGCUCUGAGCUCCAUCUGACUGACGUGGAGCUAUUCAGCCUCUUAAAAGAUAUACAGUGAUGCUAUUGCCAGUGCAGAGGUCUAAUCUCUGCCUGUUAUUGAAGAAAAAUGGAUAAAUGUGAAAAUGCCCUGAAGAGCAGUAAACAUUAUGGAAACGUGCCUUUAAUCUACAGCCAUACUCCAAAGCUUUUUUUUACAAAAUCAAGACAAGGAGGUCUUCGCUUCCAAACCUCUGAUUCUAUGAGAAACAAACUGUAUGAAACACAAUGUUGAUCCUUUGUGGUAUCUUUUGUCAUCAUAAAGUGCCUUUCUUAUACAAAUUAUCACUUCUAAACUUUGAGCAUGUCUUUUACGCCUGUGUUAACCACUACAUUUAUGCAAUUGUAAAUAAAGAUUUACAAAAAUAAAUGACAUUGUGCUAUGAUAGAGAUGAUGAAUAAAAUGU